GGAUUCGCUUCUCCUCCGUGCUACGAUGGUCCAUUAUCAGCCGCUGCUGAUCCAGACGCUACAGGACCAACUUUAGUCACCGUAAGAGGAUUUGAAUCUCCAUCCAAUACAGUGCCAAGUCCUGUCAACUCGAGCAAAGAAUCUGGCGGAAACAAUGUUGUGUCACCAACAGGGAUGAAGCGUGAAUACUUAUCGCCAUGUGUAGCUAGCGAUGAAGAGGAACUUGUAGGUAGGGCGAUUUCCUACCUAUCUUGAUG
Molecule: messenger RNA, 257 nt
Organism: Strongylus vulgaris
Lineage: Eukaryota; Metazoa; Nematoda; Chromadorea; Rhabditida; Strongylidae
Source: the annotation of a GenBank genome assembly